Molecule: messenger RNA, 2840 nt
Organism: Leptopilina heterotoma
Lineage: Eukaryota; Metazoa; Arthropoda; Insecta; Hymenoptera; Figitidae
Product: protein 5NUC-like
Exons: 8
Coding region: 783-2630 (615 amino acids)
Biological process (GO): AMP catabolic process
Cellular component (GO): plasma membrane
Molecular function (GO): nucleotide binding; 5'-nucleotidase activity; metal ion binding
Source: RefSeq, a predicted model, not a curated record
AAUAUCAUUAAAUCACGUUGGGAAUAAUAGUAAAUCUUCUGUAUAAUUGAAUUUUAUAAGUGCAGUACAGUAAAAGUUAUGCUGUCUCUUAACGAGUAUAGAAGCAACUCGAAGACUGCUUUGUAAUUCAGUUGACUUUCGGCGUUCGAUAUAAACACUCGAAUUGACAAAGUAUCGCAAAAAAGAAAAACGUCGCGUAUUACAAAUUUUCUAUUUUUUUUUUUUUUUUUUUUCGAAGAGUAAAUAAUUAAUUUCUUUCAAUUAAAAAAAAAAAAAAAAAUUGUAUUCAUUUUUCCUUCUCGUUUGUCAAAAAACAUGAUGAAUGAGAAUUAAAAUAAUUGAAAAUUAUUAGAAGCUUUUUUAUGUAAAGAUUAGUUUAUAUUUCGAUCUAAGACUGUAAAACCGGCUUUUAUUAUUAUGACAUCGAUAAAAGUUAGUGUUGAAAUACAAGACUUUAAAAGAACGUGACACUAUAAUAAUAUUACUAUUUGUAGAUUAUAAAACUGAUCUCAUGAGAAGUGUAUAUAUAAGAGUAGAAAAGUGACAGAAACUGAAAAAAAACUGUUUCAAUUUUUAAAAAGAGUUUUUUUUCCAUUGCAAUUAUUCUUGACAUCAAAGUAAAAAAAACACUUGUUGCGUCGAAUUAAAAUUUAAAAAUGAAAUCAAAGGAAUGAGGAAUAGUGUUAUUAAAAAUUUUUUUUUUCUGAAUUAAACCAAUUUUAACAAGUGAUUUUAAUUUAUUUGUUACGUGAACAGUAUUUUAUUUUUAUACGCGAAGAACAAUGAGUGUAAAUAUGUUACGUGUAUUUAUUUUAAUAUUAUUUAUUACUUGUGUCAGUAUUCAUGCCCUUCCAGUCGAUGAGUUUGAACUCAGAAUUCUACAUUCAAAUGAUAUGCACGCCAGAUUUGAAGAAACAUCCGAACUUUCUUCAAUUUGCACGGCAAAACAAUCAAAAGCGGGAAAAUGUUUCGGUGGCUUUGCAAGAAUAGCAACUCUAAUUCGACAAGCAAGAAAAUCAAGUGAUAAUACACUUUUCUUAAAUGCUGGUGACACUUAUCAGGGUACCAUUUUAUUCACUGUACACAAAUGGAAAAUUGUUUCGAAAUUUUUAAAUAUUCUCAAUCCAGAUGCCAUUAGUUUAGGAAAUCAUGAAUUUGACAAUGGAGUUGCGGGUCUCGUGGACUUUAUUAAUAAUGCCACAUAUCCAAUAGUAACGUCUAAUUUGGAUCUUUCUCAAGAGCCAACAUUACAGAAAUCAAAAUUAUUGAAUUCAACGAUAUUGGAAGUUAAGGGGAAAAAAAUUGGUGUUAUCGGUUAUUUAACGCCGGAUACAAAAAAUAUUGCAAUGACCGAUAAUGUCAUUUUUCGCGAUGAAAUUGAAUCGAUACGUGAGGAAGUGAAAAGACUAAAAGAACAAAAUAUAAAUAUUUUCAUUGCACUUGGUCAUUCGGGUUUUGACAUGGACAAGAAAAUUGCAGAAGAAAUUGAUGAUAUUGAUUUAGUAAUUGGUGGUCAUACAAAUACGUUUCUUUAUUCGGGAAAAGAGCCCAGUUCUGAAACACCCGAUGGACUUUAUCCAACUGAAAUUAUUCAAAAGAAUGGACGUAAAGUUUAUGUCGUUCAGGCUUAUGCCUAUACCAAAUAUCUGGGGAAUUUAACUAUCAAAUUCGAUAAGGACGGUGAAAUUAAAUCAAUUUUGGGUAAUCCCAUUCUCGUGGAUUCAAAAAUCGAACAAGCAAAAGAUGUUUUGGACGAACUCGAUAAAAAUUGGCUUCCGGCAGUUGAAGGAAUGAAGAAAGAAGUGGUUGGUCGAACAAAAGUGCUACUGGAUGGUGAUUUUAAAGUUUGCAGAAGAAAAGAAUGUAGUAUGGGAAAUUUCAUAGCAGACGCAAUGAUUGACUAUAAUUCUAAGCAAUUCGCUCAUAAAGAUGGUUGGUCUGACACAGCAAUAGCAUUAUUUAAUUCAGGAAGUAUUAGGAGUUCAAUUACCAGAGACAAUGAGGAUAAGAUAACUAGAGCGGACGUAUUACAAGUUUUACCAUUUGGAAAUAUGCUUAUGAAGUCAAGUAUGACUGGAUCGGAUAUAUUAGAAGUCCUUGAAUUUAGUGUUAGGGACUUAACUCCUAAUCCUAAUGAUACGUCCAAUUUAAAUGGUGGUUUUCUUCAAUUUUCCGGAAUUCAGGUGAUUUAUGAUCUCAGUAAGGAAAAAGGAUCGAGAGUAGUUUCAGCAAAGAUACGAUGUGCUUCGUGUAACGUACCAUCCUUUGGUAACUUAGUCAAAAAUAACACGUACAAUGUGUUAGUAAACGACUUUUUAAUGUCCGGUGGAGAUAAUUAUGCGAUGCUUAAAAAACUUAAAGCCAAUAACGAAGGAGUUACGAUCAAUGAUGUUGUCGUUGAAUAUUUAAAAAAAGAAACUCCCGUUCAUUAUGGAACUGAAUGGAGAAUUAGUUUUGUGAAUUUAGACAAUAAAAAUAAUGACAAUACUAACAAUACUGUCAAUGAGAAUAACGUCGGCGACAAUGUUGUUACUGCAGGUGAUCAAAUACCAACUCUAAAUUCAGCUUCAUCUUUACAUCCUUUGACGAUAUUCAUUCUCUUACCAUUAAUUAAACUCAUUACAUUUUAACAAAAAAAUUAUCUAUUUUAAUAAAAGAGGAAACGUAUUUUAAAAAAAAAUUAUUGUACAUUGUGUUUAGAUUUUUUUAACAUAAUAGUUAUACUUAUCAGAAAAGACUGUGUAAAUAAAAUUCAAAUUAUCUAUAUAUACUUUACAGAAAUUUAAAAUCAACAAUUAAAUAUUUUGACAUUAUUUACCCAAUAAAAACAUAAAAUUUAA